Messenger RNA from Musa acuminata AAA Group (dessert banana), 2699 nucleotides. RefSeq names its product DELLA protein SLR1-like. NCBI's taxonomy places the organism in Eukaryota, Viridiplantae, Streptophyta, Magnoliopsida, Zingiberales, Musaceae. The coding region runs from base 541 to 2379 and encodes 612 amino acids. Gene Ontology annotation, molecular function: sequence-specific DNA binding; DNA-binding transcription factor activity. The transcript is spliced from 2 exons. Gene Ontology annotation, biological process: regulation of DNA-templated transcription. Gene Ontology annotation, cellular component: nucleus. The record is from RefSeq and is a predicted model, not a curated record.
AAUUUUUACGGUUUUCCAGCUCGCCUACACUCGGACGCCAGGGGUCGUGCACGGAGAAGAAAUGCUGGACGCAGACGCCAAAGGUCCGGUGCGAGUAGCGUCGCUGUUGUUUGCAGUGCUCUCUGCAGCCCUGUGGCAAGUUUUAUAAAAAUAGCAGUGGUGGUGGUGAAUAAUCGGCGCUGGUGGAUUAUCAAGUCCCAGUGAAAGGGGAAAGCAGGUGGAAUCAGUUCAGUAGGGGAGAGAGAGAGAGAGAGAGAGAGGAUGGCGAGGGAUGCCGGUUGUUUAAUUGGUGGUGGCAGCUUAUUUGAUUAUACCUGUGCCUGAGCUUCUUCCUACACCCCUUUCUCCUCCUUCCCUUCCUCCCGAGUACCUGCUUCUCUCUUAUUGGCUCUUCCCUCCAUCGCUCCGCAGCUUGCCCUUUCACACCAGAACAAGAGAUGGAUUAGCUUUCUGUAUCACUAUUUAAAGAAAGAGGAGAUGAAACGAGAGCAUCAAGACGCCGUCGACGGCGGAGGCAGUUGGUAACCCGAGGCAGCGGAGAUGGAGCACGAGAAGGGGAAGGACACGAUGGGGGCUGAGGAGGACGGCGGCGUCGAUGAGCUUCUGGCGGCGCUGGGGUACAAAGUCCGGUCGUCGGACAUGGCCGACGUUGCGCAGAAGCUGGAGCAGCUGGAGAAGGCCAUGGGGAGCAGCACCGCCGCCAACGAUGACGCUCUCUUCUCCCACCUCGCCUCCGACACCGUGCACUAUAACCCCUCCGACAUCUUCACAUGGGUCGACAACAUCCUUUCGGAGCUUAACGCACCUCCUACCCCUCUGGCCCCGCCGCCGCCACCACCACCACCCGCCCUCCCGUUGCACAACCGCCACCACCAACGUCAUUUUGAUCUCCCACUCGCUGCCCCGGAACAAUCCACCAUCACCACCGUCGACCUCCCAACCGCACCCCGGCAUCUGGCGGACAACUACGACCUCAAACCACUGCCUGCUCCUCACGCCGCCGCCGGUAGGAUCGUGUACGGAUCAGAUGCCCAGUCUGUAGUUGCCCCGUCCCCGAGAGAUCGGAAGAGGUUGAAGGUCUGCAGCUCGCCUCCUUCGUCAUCCUCGACCACAGAUGUGGCGAAGUCGGACAAGGCGUUGCCGGUGGUGGUGGUCGACACGCAGGAGGCGGGGAUCCGCCUCGUCCAUGCACUGAUGGCGUGCGCGGAAGCGGUGCAGCAGGAGAGCCUCAAGGCGGCGGACGCCCUCGUGAAGCAGAUCACAGUGCUGACUACGUCCCAGGGCGGCGCGAUGCGAAAGGUCGCCGGGUACUUCGCCGAGGCCCUCGCUCGCCGCAUCUACCGGCCGCAGCCCCACCGGGGCGUGGGCUGCUCCUCCCGGGACUCGGCGGCCUUGGACAACAUACUCCACGUGCACUUCUACGAGAGCAGCCCCUACCUCAAGUUUGCCCACUUCACCGCCAACCAGGCCAUCCUCGAGGCCUUCGCCGGCUGCCGCCGCGUCCACGUCGUCGACUUCGGGAUGCGGCAAGGACUGCAGUGGCCAGCCCUCCUUCAGGCCCUCGCCCUCCGCCCCGGUGGCCCGCCCUCGUUCCGCCUAACCGGCAUCGGGCCGCCGCAGCCCGAUCACUCGGACGCCCUGCAGGAGGUAGGGCGGAAGCUUGCCGAGCUAGCCGACACCAUCCGUAUCGACUUCCGCUAUCGCGGCCUCGUGGCCUCCAGCCUCGCGGACCUGGAGCCUUACAUGCUGCUCGGCCCGAACACCAGCGAUUGCAGCGACGGAGGCGAGGACGAGGAGCCAGAGGCGGUGGCGGUUAACUCUGUGUUCGAUCUGCACGGGCUGCUGGCGCGGCCGGGAGCGCUGGAGAAGGUGCUAGGUACGGUCCGGGCGGUGCAGCCGCGGAUCGUGACGGUGGUGGAGCAGGAAGCUAACCACAACGGAGGGACCUUCGUGGAGCGGUUCACGGAGGCGCUGCACUACUACUCGACCAUGUUCGACUCGCUGGAGGGUGGAGCCUUGGCAGCGGAUGCGGCCUGCGGUGGAGGGAGGCGGGACCAAGCGUUCUCGGAGGUGUACCUGGGGCGGCAGAUCUGCAACGUGGUGUCGUGCGAGGGGGUGGAGCGGACGGAGCGGCACGAGACGCUGGCUCAGUGGCGGGUGCGGAUGGGCCGCGCAGGCUUCGACCCCGUCGCCAUCGGCUCCAAUGCCUUCAAGCAGGCCAGCAUGCUACUGGCCCUCUUCGCCGGUGGCGACGGCUAUCGGGUGGAGGAGAAGGAAGGCUGCCUCACCCUGGGCUGGCACACCCGGCCCCUCAUCGCCACCUCUGCCUGGCGCGUCGCCGCCUCCGCCGGCGGUGAUCCCAUCGCCGCCGCCCGCUGAUCAUCAAAACUGCCCCUCCCUCCUGUUCGAACGCCGCUCAGCCGUCCGAUGGCUUCUCUAGUCGCUCUACUGAUCCACCAUGUCUUUGUGGGUCCCUGUUGGGGUGCGGUUCAAUCGACCGCGGUUGCUGGCUUGGCCCUGGGCACACUGCGGGCCCUGUUCUCCUCCUUUCUCCGUUGUGUUAAUUUUGUUUGCCUACCUUUUAACCUCUCGUCCUCUCUCCUGUUCGAAAAUGUAGCGUGCCUAUCUACGAUCUGUCCACCAUCCAGUCUGGUAAAUAAGUGAAGAGCAGCCUUAUCUUAUUUAGCUUUUUUCUUUAA